Protopterus annectens (West African lungfish) is the source of this 1494-nucleotide messenger RNA. RefSeq names its product nuclear factor 7, brain-like. Bases 1 to 1353 code for a protein of 450 amino acids. Lineage: Eukaryota; Metazoa; Chordata; Ceratodontiformes; Protopteridae. The record is from RefSeq and is a predicted model, not a curated record. Gene Ontology annotation, molecular function: protein binding. The transcript has 3 exons.
AUGGGCACUUCGUGUGCCAACACGUAUGCUAACCUGAUGGUUUAUCACUGGGAGAAAGAACAUUUGUUCCCCCAUGAGAUGUAUAAGAAGAUCAUCGCCUACAAGAGGUUUGUAGACGAUAUACUGAUUGUGUGGGAAGGAACUAGGGUUGAGUUUGAAAGUUUCCUUGACUAUUUAGAAACCACCAGUAACUUCCUGAGCUUCACCAUGGAAGCCUCCCAUACUGAGAUCAACUUCUUGGAUGUGAAUUUGAGUAUUCGAGCAGGAAAGUUGCAAGGCUCUUUGUUCACUGACAGAACUCUGCAAAACUUUUCCAGUGUUUCAACUGCAUCAAGAGCCAUUCAUGAGAAGGAGCAGCUAAAGAAAUCCCUGAAGAAUCUGUCCCACAAGAGAGACCAGCAGAACUCGAUUAUAGAAAACUUUGAAGCUCAGCUCAAUGCGAUUCCAGAGAAGACCAGGGCAGUGGAAGAGCAAAUCAAGAAGAGCUUUGGCAAGUUGCAUGUCUUCCUGUAUGAAGAAGAGAAUUCCCUGCUACGGAAACUUCAUGAAGAUGAGGAGCAACUAAGACAGAUCCUGGAGCAGCGCAUCCAGAUUAUCAAGAAUGACCUACAGUUGCUGACCACUGGAGUAGAUGAAAUAGAAAAGAACAUUGAAGAGGAAGAUGAAAUCUCUUUUCUGAUGAAACUGAAAGAAAUGCAGGAAAGGACCAAUAUCCCAAGUAAAGAUGUGGACCUGUCCCCUGUGGCAUUAAGUGAUGACCCGUAUGCUGGACCACUGCAGUACUGGAUCUGGAGGAAGAUGCUUAAUAUUCUCAAAUUAACUCCAGAACCAGUUAAAUUAAACCCUGAGACUGCCUGCCCCUUCUUGAUCCUUGAUGGACAGACAAGAGUGCGUUGUGGUGACAAGAAACGAUCAGUGCCUGACCUUCCUGAGAGGUUUGAUCCUGCUGCAUGUGUUCUGGGCAACACUGGAUUUGACUCUGGAAGAUACUAUUGGGAAGUGGAUGUUGGUAUAAAGACUGAGUGGGGGUUGGGUGUGGCAAAGGAUUCUGUGACUCGAAAGGGGGAAGUAAAACUAUCACCUUCCAAUGGGUUCUGGGCCAUUGUUCGAGAUGGAGAGGUGUAUGGGGCCUAUACUGUGCCUCCUACCCCUCUUAAGCUGACCAAGCAGCCUAGGAGGAUUGGAGUAUACCUUGAUUGUGAGAAAGGGUUGCUGUCAUUCUAUGACCCUUAUGAGUUCUGCUGUAUUUACACCUACAAAGACACCUUUGUGGAAAAGGUGUACCCUUUCUUCUUUACUGGUGUGAAGAUGGGCAAGGGGCUACCAUUGCAGAUUGUGACACCUAGGCUGUGACACCAGGGAUGGCAGAGCAAAUAAGUACCAUCAUCAAAGAAGCAGUAGGCACUCUUUGUUACCUAUAGGGGUGGGAGGUUGGCAUAAUGGUUAAGGUGUUUGCCUUAUAAACCAAUGGUGCAGGGUUUGAUUCUCAAAUGG